Messenger RNA from Alligator sinensis (Chinese alligator), 1303 nucleotides. RefSeq names its product chromatin accessibility complex 1 (gene CHRAC1). Gene Ontology annotation, molecular function: protein heterodimerization activity. NCBI's taxonomy places the organism in Eukaryota, Metazoa, Chordata, Crocodylia, Alligatoridae. Gene Ontology annotation, cellular component: nucleus; CHRAC. The record is from RefSeq and is a predicted model, not a curated record. The coding region runs from base 21 to 386 and encodes 121 amino acids. The transcript has 3 exons.
CCCCCGCGGCGCGGGGCAAGAUGGCGGCGCGGCCGAGCGGCAGCGAGAACCGGCUGGUGUCGCUGCCCCUGUCCCGCAUCCGCGUCAUCAUGAAGAGCUCCCCGCGUGCGUGGUCGGGGGCACAACGGGGGGAGCUGUUUGUCCAGUACUUGGCCUCGUAUUCCUACAAGCACGGGCGAGGCAAGGAGAAGAGAGCCCUGACCUACAGCGACCUGUCGCACACGGCCGAGGAGUGCGAAACCUUUCAGUUCCUCGCAGAUAUCUUGCCAAAGAAGAUCCUAGCUAGCAAAUACCUGAAAAUGCUUGAAAAGGAGAAGAGAGAUGGAGAGGUGAAGGAGGAGGAAGAAGAGGAAGAUGAGAGUGAAGAUGAAGACGCCAAAUCUUAAGGGUUUAUCAGACUGGCUUCAUAUUCGGUCUUUUUCCUAUUGUAUAAAAGAUGUUAUUUUUUUUGUGACUGAGAAUCCAACUGCUGGAUUUAUUUGUAUGUGAAGUCAUCUGUUUUCUAUUUUUGUUUUAAGAAGCUUUAUCCAAUGACACACACACAGCCUGAAGGACAGAAUUAUCCCCCAGAUACACGCAUGCGAGGGGAAGAGUUCCUACAGAUCUGGAGACAGAACUAGCUCAUUCUUUUUAAAGUAACUUAGACAAUCAUUACCACAUUUCUUGUGGGCAGCCCUCAUCAUCCAGGCCAAAGGUCUCUCGCGUUCUCUCUAGGUGGUUAAAUGGAUCCCCUCUUACAGCUGAUGCUGUUGGUAAUCAACUUGAAGAGGCUGUAUAUAUUCUAUCAAUAGUACUUGCCUUCUGCCAGCCAAGAAGCAGAUAACUUGUUCAGACCUCUAUCCCAGUUCUCCUAUAUGGGUCUAGAACCUACCCAUGGAUCAAGCCCUUAAAAACCAACAUGACUUCUGCAAUGCUGUCCAAAUCACUUCCUUCCUCUAGAAGGAAACUGGAUACAGGGCUAGACUAGUUCCAAUUAGUGGUGUAGGUCUGUGGCUGUAGUGGUGAUGAAGAAGUACAAGUGUUAGCAGGUGGUGUAAAUAUGUGUAUCUAGAACCUGUGUUUUCCUCAGCAAGGUCCCUACUUUUGCAGCAUACUGUUUAUGGUAUUUAACCAACACGCAUAUUGUGUGAAGUUUAGAGGUGGUUGUACGGGAAGAAAAUAAGUAGUCCUUUUACCAUGUCAGUGGUAGAGCUGGAAUAUUUUUGUUACAAUGAAAUUGGAAACAGCUCUGUGUAGAAAAUUUUGUACACAAUUUUUUAAAUAAAUGUUUUAUAAAAUGUGGAAUUUAAUGUAGAGGGUCCUG